This is a messenger RNA of Sceloporus undulatus (fence lizard), 1850 nucleotides long. It is a transcript of the gene SPATA33, whose product is annotated as spermatogenesis associated 33. The record is from RefSeq and is a predicted model, not a curated record. Gene Ontology annotation, cellular component: nucleus; cytoplasm. The transcript has 3 exons. Lineage: Eukaryota; Metazoa; Chordata; Lepidosauria; Squamata; Phrynosomatidae. The coding region runs from base 363 to 761 and encodes 132 amino acids.
AUAACGUUUACAGUGGGACUUGGGCAUCCAUGGAUUUUGGUACCCACAAGAAGCCCUUGGAAACAAACCCCAGCAGAUGCCAAGGGCCCACUGCACUGACCCCGGCGGCGCCAGACCAAAGCUAGCCACCUUUCCCUUACCCACUUCAUCCUUCCCUGGACUUUGGGGGCAGAAGAGGAGGAAGGGGGUCCCGACUAGGGCAUCUCUUGAACUCAGCCCCAUCUUUGGCAGCAGCCCCUGGCCUCCUGCCUCUUUGGUGAUGAUGAUGGUGCUUGGCUGGUGCUGAGUCACAAAAGGGCCCAGGCAAUGCAAGCAAGGCUGCAGUUGAGCCAAUGUAGGGGGCAAGGACUGAUGGCUGAUCUAUGGGGCGCUCUCACAGCAAACAUGAAGAUGUGGCAUCAGGUUCCUCGCAAGCAACUCACAUGCCUCGAAACGCAGAGACCAGCAAGCCCAAAGACGCCAAGACAACCUUCCAAGAGACGUCCCCACAUCCACACCCUGCAAACGUCCAGCCGUCGACAUCCAGAGCUGUAAGGAAACCCCCGCCGGUAGGAGAAGUCUCUACGGAUAAAAUUGUGAGGAAGAAGCGCUUGAUCCCGAAGAUCAUUGUCACGGGGCCCUCGGAGGAGGUCCUGGUCAACAGCUUGACCGACAUCCUCCCAGAGACCAGAACCAUCCGGGACACGGAGGAGUACGGGCCGUACAACGUCCACACCAAGCCCAGCACCGUAGACGCCUACAGGGCCGCCAAAGACCAGUGAGGGCCCAUGCCACCAUUGCUGCCGCCAGAGAGCCAAAAUGAAAUUCGGGGUGGUGGGGGCUCCUUAAGGAAACCUAGCAGCCCAGUCCUGGCCCCCUUCAUUCAAUAAAUGGACCUCUCUAUCACCACAAUGGACCCUUUGGUGGUUUCACUUGAUGGUUGGAGACAAAGGAGGAAGAGAGGCCAAGCACGGCCAGAUGUUAAAUGCCGGAAUUGGAUGCUUCCAAAUAAAUAUGUUUGGUAAAUGGCUUUGAAAGGUUCCCAGUCAAUUCCAGACACCCCUCUCUUUCCCUCUCUGCUGCCUGGGAAGGCAAGAUAUCAUUGCAAUAAACCAGCAAAGUUCCAGAAUCCUCCCCUGUUGGAAAUGAUGGGAUUUGUAGUCCAAAAAAGGAAGUUUUUCAAAACUUUGGUCCUGGGUUAUACCUUGGGGAUGGCGUCCUAGAAGCGAGAAGCGGUGGACUCGCCUUCGCUGGAGGUUUCUUGACGUAGGUCCAGAACACACGGCAAAAAUAAUCCCGUUUCAGACCGCUUAAACUGCCCUGGCUGAGUGCUAGGGAAUCCUGGGGAUUGUAAUUUAUUGUGGUACUCGGUAUUGUAGUUUCCCAAACUACAGUUCUCAGAAUUGCCUAGCAUUGAGCCAAGGCAGUUAAAGCGGUCUCAAACUGGAUUGCUUCUGCACCAUAGAUGCCCAUCUAUGAGAAAUGCUUUAGCCAGGGAAUGUGAUGCCUUGGCUUUUGUGAUGGUGCACAAACUUUUUUGUUUUGUGUAAGAAAUAAUUUGCAAUAUUGCGUAUAGACUUACCUUCCGGCUUUUGUGUAUAAAGUGUAUACAAAAUGUAAAUGAAUUUUGCGUUUAGAUGUGGGUCCCAUCUCCAAGAUAUCUCAUUUGUCGAUGCAAAUACAAGGCAGAUUUUGUAUUCCAAAAUCCCCAAAAAUAAAUAAAUCCCAAACCCCAAAAACGUCUGAACUUGUACUUGGACCCCACUGCUAUAGGCGCAUCCCAUGGCAUCCUGGGAUUUGUAGUUUAGGGAAGGGAUACUUGGAAGAACUCCCUGCCAAAGACACCCAGAAUCCACAAAACAGCGAUGAUA